AUGACCAAUCCUCCUCAAAAGCAAUCCCCCCCAAAGCGGAUAUGGGCAUCUUUAAUAACAAACAUGUCCUACCUCCCAGGCCUUCUAACCCUGCACCACUCCCUCAACCACCCCUCCCCAGACCCAAGGAUUACAAACCAAUCCGCAACCCAAGGAACAAAAUACCCAUUUGUAGCCUUCUACACCUCAACCUUCCCAGCCGAAGGCCUGAAAAUCCUCCAAAGCCGCAACAUCUCAUCCCAAUGGGUCCCAUCAGUGACGCCCGCCAGCACCCGCAGCUACGCCAAAGACCCACGCUUCGCCGAAACAUGGAACAAGCUAGUCGUCUUCUCGCUGGAGCAGUAUGAGCGCGUAGUCCUCCUCGACGGCGAUAUCCUCGUCCGCCGGAACAUGGACUCGCUGAUGGAACUACCGCUCGACGACGAAACCGAUGCCGAAGGUAGUCGGGUGUUCGCGGCUGCCCAUGCUUGCGCUUGUAAUCCUAUGAAGAAGGCACAUUAUCCUGCUAAUUGGAUCCCCUCGAACUGCGCUUACACAAAACAACACUCCACUCCCGCCGACGCGCAAAGCAUCGCGCCACCUCCAGGCUCCGGUGUCGGGAUGCUGAACAGCGGGGUGUUAGUCGUCCGGCCUUCAGCGCGGGUGUACAGCGAGAUCACUACUGCGUUGCAGGAGACGGCGCGGAUUGAGCGGUAUGACUUCCCUGAUCAGGAGUUACUGUCUGAUUUCUUUGCUGGACGGUGGGUUGCGUUGCCUUAUGUUUAUAAUGCGCUCAAGACGUUGCGGAUCGAGGGUGUGCAUGAUUCUAUCUGGAGGGAUAGCGAGGUUCGGGCUGUGCAUUAUAUCUUUGCUAAGAAGCCUUGGCAUGAGGAGGUUGUAGAAGGGGGUGAUUUGUCUGGAUUGGAUGAGACGGGGGUUUGGUGGUGGAGGGCUAAUUGGGAGAGGAUGAUGGCUGAGAGGGGGGUUGGUGUUUUGGAUGAGUUUUCUGGGUCUGAGUGA
Molecule: messenger RNA, 999 nt
Organism: Penicillium expansum
Lineage: Eukaryota; Fungi; Ascomycota; Eurotiomycetes; Eurotiales; Aspergillaceae
Product: Glycosyl transferase, family 8
Exons: 3
Coding region: 1-999 (332 amino acids)
Molecular function (GO): glycosyltransferase activity
Source: RefSeq, a predicted model, not a curated record